This is a messenger RNA of Mollisia scopiformis, 769 nucleotides long. RefSeq lists its product as uncharacterized. The coding region runs from base 64 to 384 and encodes 106 amino acids. The transcript is spliced from 3 exons. NCBI's taxonomy places the organism in Eukaryota, Fungi, Ascomycota, Leotiomycetes, Helotiales, Mollisiaceae. The record is from RefSeq and is a predicted model, not a curated record.
AUCAACAACAUCCCAACAUGUCCAAUGGCAGCUAUUCAUCGUAUUCUCAUAAGAACGCACCAUAUGACUUCUCGAAAGAAGAUCAUCGCCAUCACCAAAGCCGCAAAAAGACUUUCAUGCUCCGUCGUCAUCAAAACUGGAGCCCCACCUGGAAUCAUGUUAGCUGAAGGAAAGGAGCUGGACGCCGGAGACUGGCUAGAGGUCGUUAGGAAAUUAAGAUAUAAAGAUUACCGUCUCGUCAAAAGAGAGGAGAUUCCAGGACGCAGGCUGGAUGUUGAGCCCGGGAAUCUUGUAGAAACGACAUCUUUGAAGGAGCUUAGAGAUUUUCUUAGUAGAGAUGAAGAUUUAUAUAAGUGGUGGGGCUUGCAGAUGAAGCACAGCUAGACUCGAUUACACCUUUGAGGUAACACUUAAAAAGAGCUUGCUAAGCUGAAAAUGUCCAGCCAAGGCGGAGGACUUACACCUGUCAAAAGUUGUAACUCAUUCCCGUACAUUAAAGAGAAGGUUUGACCACUCCCAUCAUGGAAAAGAUCAGUUGUAGAACUCCCGAUCAUAAAGCCAUUGAGGUAUUGUUCGAUGUCUGUAAUGUGUGACUGAGGUUUUAUUAGCAAACCAACGUUCAAUAAACAUCGUUUCAAUCCUCGGAUCUGUCCACUUUUUCACAGAUGCCGAAUCUAUGUCAUCAAGAGAAGCUUUCUAAUUCCCAACUCCCUCCUGCAUUUCCUUCUUGAAUACACGAUUGUCGGGUUCGUCUUUUGCAAAAACGUAA